Striga asiatica is the source of this 1186-nucleotide messenger RNA. NCBI's taxonomy places the organism in Eukaryota, Viridiplantae, Streptophyta, Magnoliopsida, Lamiales, Orobanchaceae. The record is from the annotation of a GenBank genome assembly.
CGCCACGUCAUCACCUUCCCUUCUAAACUACUGCACAAAUAAUGAAAACACCUCCCAAGAAAAAUCUUUUUUUGCCUUCUCUCUACCUUUAAAGUUCACUUCCAUUCCAUUCCAUUCCAUCACACACCGCUUAUUCUCAUAUGGCCACAGCCCUCUCCGUCCGGCCCAGCCGCGCAGUAGCCGGUUCAGACCGGCCCCGACCCACAAUUUUCCGCCGACCGGCCUCGGAAUCGAUCGCCAAGGCGCUCAAAUCGGGCCGCCGGCGACCGUGGGGUUUACUGUUCACCCACCGCCUGCCCGCCGCGCCGCCCCGAGCUGGCUCGCGUGCCGACGACUCCGUGCCGUACGAGAUGACGGUGGAGAAUGCUCUGAAAGUACUGGGCGUGUCGGAGGGCGCGUCCUUCGAUGAUAUUCUCCGAGCUAAGAAUACAGCCAUCGCCGCUUGUAAAGAUGACCAGCAAGCGAUUUCUCGGGUAGAAGCUGCAUAUGAUAUGCUCCUAAUGCAGAGCUUAUCCCAACGUAGGUCGGGGAAAGUCGUGAAUAGUGGCAUACGGUAUGCUGAUGUUACACCUGUAAAUCCUCCAAAAAUGGGCACAAUGCCCAAAUGGCUCAAGAACUCACCUGUCUUGGUUGAGGCACCAUCCACUAGCGAGAUAGGAGUGCAUGUUGGGGUUUAUGGGGCUCUAAUGGUGCUAACAUAUGUAAAUGGAGCUUCAUCGUUUUCUGCAGUAUCUUAUACUGGAGCUGAUGUACCUGGGCUCAUUUUAGCCACUGGCUUUGGGGCAUCUUUAUACUUGAUGACCAAGAAAAACGUCAAUUUAGGGAAGGCAACUGUGAUAACAAUUGGAGGGCUCGUGGCUGGUGCAGUGGUUGGCUCAGCAGUGGAAAACUGGCUCCAGGUUGAUAUUGUCCCCUUUAUGGGAGUACACUCUCCGGCUACUGUUGUGAGCGAAUUUAUACUCUUCUCGCAAUUAUUGAUCUCCUUGUACUUGAGAUAGAAUUAAAGCUCAGUUGCUGUGUAUAACCCUAACCCUUGGAGGGUCAUAAUCUAUGUUAGUUGACCAAAAAAAGCUUUAUCUAGGAUUUGUAUUUGAAUAUUACACUUGUAUAAAUUGAAUGUUCAGAACUUAUGUCAGUAAAUACAUUUCUCUCGUUAUAUAUUGUCUGGUGUGGUUGUUUUUAAACA